Messenger RNA from Chanos chanos (milkfish), 2762 nucleotides. It is a transcript of the gene hibch, whose product is annotated as 3-hydroxyisobutyryl-CoA hydrolase. Bases 64 to 1206 code for a protein of 380 amino acids. The transcript has 14 exons. Gene Ontology annotation, biological process: L-valine catabolic process. The record is from RefSeq and is a predicted model, not a curated record. Gene Ontology annotation, cellular component: mitochondrion. Lineage: Eukaryota; Metazoa; Chordata; Actinopteri; Gonorynchiformes; Chanidae. Gene Ontology annotation, molecular function: 3-hydroxyisobutyryl-CoA hydrolase activity.
AUCUGCAUAGCUUAGAAUUUGAUCCAAGGCUUGUGACCAGGACAGAGGUGAAAUCUUGGAUGCAUGGUACUCCGAGUUGUGUCAGCUAUACUGAGGUCACCCUACAGGUUGCAAAGAAUACAAGGACAUAUGAUGUCCAGUCAUGUAGGUUCUGAAGUUCUCCUGGAGACAGUUGGGAACGCCGGGGUGAUCACACUGAACCGGCCCAAAGCUCUGAACGCCUUAAACAUCUCCAUGAUCAGGUGCAUGUUCCCUCAGCUGAAGAAAUGGGAAAAAGAUUCGGAGACCGAUAUUGUGAUCAUCAAAGGUGCUGGAGGGAAGGCAUUUUGUGCUGGCGGGGACAUCAGAGCCGUCACAGAGGCGGGAAAAUCUGGAGAUUCUCUUGCUAAAGAUUUCUUUCGCGAAGAGUACAUCCUGAACAAUGCUAUCGGAACAUUUCAGAAACCAUAUGUGGCUCUUAUAGAUGGAAUCACAAUGGGAGGUGGUGUUGGCCUCUCAGUUCACGGGCAUUUUCGUGUUGCCACAGAGAAGACGCUCUUCGCCAUGCCAGAGACAGCCAUCGGCUUGUUUCCAGAUGUUGGCGGUGGGUACUUUCUCCCCAGGCUGCAAGGCAAGCUGGGUCUUUUCUUGGCCCUGACCGGUUUUCGCCUCAAAGGACGGGACGUGCAGAGGGCUGGGGUGGCGACCCAUUUCGUGGAGUCACAGAAGCUAGGAGCCCUUCAGAAGGAGCUGGUGGACCUGAGAUCUCCCUCCAUGAGUGACGUGACUAAGCUGCUGGACUCUUAUCAGGAGCAGAGCACUUUGGAUAUAGAGAAGCCAUUUGUCCUGCAGCAACAUAUAGAAGCCAUUAACAGGCUCUUUCAGGCUGACAGCGUGGAGCAGAUCGUUGAGAACCUGAAGAAUGAUGGCUCUCCGUUUGCACAGAAGCAGGCAGAGACUCUGGCCAAGAUGUCUCCCACCUCGCUGAAGUUAACUUUCAGACAGCUGCAAGCUGGAGCCACCAUGAGUUUGCAGGAGGUCCUGGUGAUGGAGUAUAGACUCAGUCAGGCCUGUAUGAGGGGCCAUGACUUCUAUGAAGGAGUGAGAGCUGUGCUUGUAGAUAAAGACCAGAGCCCCAAGUGGAAGCCGUCCACACUGGCAGGAGUCUCGGAGCAGUCUGUGGAAGAGAGUUUUGCCUCGCUGGAGGAAAGAGAUCUCCGACUCUAAUGGCUUCAUGUCAGAUAACUCAAACUCUCCUACAGUUUCAAACACAGCUCCCAGAUAAAUUCACCAAGAUAUCCAUUCAUUAUUAUCUUUUUUUUUUUGUCCACGCCAAAGCAGAUAUGGCAGAGAAGUAUGGUCUUGUUUGUAGCUGUAACGGAACAAACUAACAGGGAGAUAUUGUGUAACUCUAACAUUGUGAGGGACAGUAGACCAUGAGUUCCAGUGUCUUUGACUUUUCCUUCAGAGUGUAUGUGGUGGUGAGUGAAGCUGUGGACCCUCUGGAACUCAUUACCCCCCCUCACCCUCUUCCUCACCCCCCCUCACUUCAGCAUCCUCACCCCCCCCUCACCUCAGUGUCCUCACCCAGUGAGAUCUUAUAUGGAAUAUGGUACUAUUACUAUAGACCCUCAUUCUGCUGACUUAAAUCUAUUGUAGGAGUGUGUAAGUGACAGGCAGGAGAACCAUGACACCGCAUUGGGCUUUGGACUCUUUUGAAACUGUUAACAUUGCUGAACAGUGCUUGAGAAUGAGAUUUACACAGUGUUAUACAGUGUGUACUGCAAGACAUCACAUAAACUAUAUCUUGGCCAUGAUUUUUUUCUUCUCUGUAAUCUAUUGCAUAUUCAGUUAUUGCCACACAGUAAUUAAUAGAGAAUAAACGGUAAUUAUGGAACAGAAAUCACAGAAUGUAUACAGAUUCUCCCACUGAAUAACACUGCGGUAAAAGUGUUUAUUGUUUGUUUGGUGGGGUUUUUCUUGUUUUUUUCUUUUUUUGAGACAGAGAGGGAGAGAGUGAGAGAGAGAGAACUGUAAUUUGUAACUUUGAUGAGCUUGAUAUGAAUCAAGUGGCGUAGUCUUUUUCUUCUCCUUGUUUCUGUGGCGAUAUCUGUUCCACAUUGUGCCUGAUAAACAUAUUUUUUUUAAGAUUUCAGUCAACAGAUUUUGUGACCCACGUAAUGAAUUGAUCAGAAAUACUAAUAAUAAAAAACAUUUUUAAAAAAAAACUGAAAAGAAUUAGUUUUAUCUGUUAAUGGCUUUUGUAUGAAAAUGACAUAUUAGGACAUUCAGACUGUGGAGAGACACGUAAGAAAAGCAUGUAUGAAGCUAUAGCAUUUCAUCCUUUAUAAUAUCUUGGAAGCAACUGAGUGGCUUGAGUUUGCUCCCUCCUAAGAGCUGCUUAAUUAUCUGAUCUACAAAGUCAAUUAGGAGUCCCCUCUGACAGGCCCCACAUCAGCUAAUGCAAUGACUUACUGGUAGCUCUGCUUCUCUAAUGGUGUGGUCAUUCAGUCAAACAAAGAACCACACCACCGAAUUCAAAACCAGUGGAUUUUGAGAGAACCGGAACACUAUGUCACAAUCCGUAACGAUUUACAAAAGAAAAAACAGUUCUCGUCAUCUCUACAUGUUCAUUGUAGCCGGUGAAAGUGCCUAUGUCUGUGUAUAAAUGGAUUUUUAUAACAGAUCUGGCUGACUGAUAAACGAUGUGGCUUGGCAUGAGAAUAAAACCACACCUUGUAUUUAUAAGUGGACUUACCGAAAACAAUAAAUCAGUUUUUAUA